CUAGUUAUAUGGGGUUGGUAAAUGAUGCUUGGGCGACAGAGGUGUAUGGCUACUCCCAUUAUGUUUUCUAUUGGAAAAUUCAAGAAGUAAAAAAGAAACUUAAGGUGUUGAACAUGGACGUUUAUGCAGCUAUUUCAGAGCAAACAAGGGGUCUUGAGUGUCAGCUAUAGAGUUUGCAGGUGGAAAUGUUAGAGAGCCCUAGUGCUGCUUUAGCAAAACUGGAGGUUCAAAAAGUUGCUGAAUGUUGAGCAAUGCAGAAAGCGGAAGAGUUGUUCUAUGGACAGAAAUCAAGGGCUCAGGGGGUGCAUGAGGGGGACAUGAAUACUUCAUAUUUUCAUAAAUCCUUGCGAGUUCGAACCCACAAGCAGCAGAUUACAAAACUCCAAAGGGAUGAUGGUUCUGAGACUUCAGAAAUUCAUCAGAUGGGGGAUUUAGCAGUCAAUUUCUAUAAAAAGUUGAUUGGUGAGGUGGAUGGAAGUGUACAAGGUUUGUCUGUGGCUGAGCUUAGUGCUUUACUUCGACAUAAGCUGGAUGAUAAUGACGUGUUGCAGCUUAACAGGGCUAUUACAGGGGAUGAAAUUGCUAGUUCUUUUCGGAGACUUGGUAGGGAUAAGGUUACAGGGCCUGAUGGUUUCCCUGCAUAAUUCUUUCUGUUGCAUUGGGAUCUAAUCAAAGCUGAUGUGGAGAGAGUUGUUAUGCAGUUUUUUCAAUCAGGGGUCAUGCCUCGGCAGGUUAAUGCAACAAUCUUCACAAUGGUAGCCAAGGUUCAGAAUGCUGUUGUGAUGAAAGAUUUCAGACCAAUUGCCUGUUGUAAUACAAUAUAUAAGGGCAUUUCGUGAAUUCUGGCUUGUAGGAUUGCUGAGGUUCUCCCUAAACUGGUAAGCACUUCUCAAUAUGCUUUUAUCAGAGGUCGAGCAAUUAGUGAUAAUAUUCUUUUGGCGUCUGAAUUAGUACGAGACUAUCAUAAGGUGUCUGUUAGUUCUCGGUGUGCAUUAAAGGUGGACAUUAUGAAAGCAUUUGACUCAUUGAACUGGGAUUUUUUGUUUUCCACUUUACAAGCUAUGGGGUUUACUGGGAAAAUUCUUGAACUGUUGAGGGCUUGUGUUAGUACUCCUAUGGUCAGUGUUGCUAGUUAAAAAAGGGUUAAGGCAGGGGAUCCUUUUUCCCCUUACCUUUUUACUAUAGCAAUGGUGAUCUUUGAUGCGUUGAUUAGGUGAGCAGUUGCAAAUAAUUUCAUCCCCUUUCAUCCUAGAUGUAAAGCUCUUGGGAUUACUCAUUUAUGUUUUGCGGAUGAUCUCCUAGUAUUCUCAAAUGGGUCUAUAAAGGCUGUUGCUGGGAUUCCUCGUCUACUGGAUGAAUUCUAUUUGGUUUCGGGGCUAAGGGUGAAUCCAAGUAAGUGUCAGUUAUAUUGUGAUGGAAUUCCAGAUGCUAAAAAGAGGGCGAUUUCAUAUCAUACGAAUUUCCCUCUUGAUUCUUUGCCGGUUAGGUAUCUCGGGGUCCCUCUUCUAACAAGGAAGUUGACAAGGAGGGAUAGUAGGGUGUUGAUUGACAAGAUCACUUCUCGUGUUCAAAGUGGAGGGCCAGAUUGUUAAGCUUCGCAUGUCGUGUCAGUUGAUCUCCUCUGUUCUCACUAGCCUUGUUCAGUUCUGGAUGAAUCUUUUCUUGCUCCCCAAGUAUGUCAUUGUGGAGGUGGAGAAGAUUUGUAAUACUUUUCUCUGAGAUGUGAACGAGUCUGGCCAGAGGUCGAAGGUGGACUGGCAUUUAAUAGCUCGUCCUAAGGAGGGAGGACUUGGCAUAAGAAGUUUUAGCAUAUGGAACAAAGCCUGUGUAAUUAGGCAUUUAUGGAACAUCCUGGCAUUAAUCGGAUCACUUUGGGUUGCAUGGAUAUUAAUGUACAGGGUGAAGCAACCGUUUGUGUGGACUCUAAAGCCAGCAACUACGGGCUGGUGGCUAUGGCGGAAGAUCCUAAAGGGAUGUUUCCACAUGUUUCUGGGCAGGGAGAUCCAUUACAAUGGGAUGGAAUUCCCAUGGAGAAAUUUUCAGUGAAGCGAGUAUGGGAGUCGUUAAGGCCUCAUGAUCUAGAAGUUGAUUGGUACCAGUUGGUGUGGAGCAGAGAAAUUGUACCUACACAUGGGUUUAUUCUGUGGUUGGCUAUUUUGGACAGAAUGAUAACUCAAGAUAAGCUCAGUUGUUGGGGGUUGCCUGUUUCAGGUAUGUGUGUUUUGUGCCCAGGUGGGGUUGAAUCCCGAUCUCAUUUUUUCAGUGAGUGUUCAUUCACUCUGUGUUGCGUCGAUGUUUGAGAAGUCUUGCUCCCCCGCAAACCUUGCUAGAAUGAGAUGAUAUGUUGACCUGGGGAGUUCAAAGGUGGCGAGGGAAAUCGGCUUCUGCUGUUGUUGGUCGUGCAGUUUGGAGCUUGGUGAUCAGCCUUAUUUAGCUUGAGCGUUGCUCUAGGUUGUAUGGUACAAAAGCAAGGAAAUCCCCCGAUAAUGUCAGUAAAGAUGUUCUGCAGAU
Molecule: messenger RNA, 2511 nt
Organism: Linum trigynum
Lineage: Eukaryota; Viridiplantae; Streptophyta; Magnoliopsida; Malpighiales; Linaceae
Source: the annotation of a GenBank genome assembly